AUGGGUAUAAAUCUCUGGGUAGCAGCUGCUGACAAUAAUAUAGAUGUUGUAAAAGAGCAUUUAGACUCAGGCUCUUAUAAUGCUAACUCUAAAGACCCUAACGGGUAUACUGCACUUCAUGCUGCUGCCUCUUAUGGCCAUAAAGAUCUCUUGAAGCUACUUGUGGAACGUGGGGGUGAUAUCAAUAUUCAAGACGGCGAGGGUGAUACACCUUUACAUCAUACGGAAGACGUGGAAACUGCUAAGUUUUUGGUAGAGGAGUUGAAAGCAGACACCACAAUUACAAAUAACGACGGCUUAACUGCUGCUGCAUAUAUUGAAGAAGAAGAUGAGUUUCCAGAAUUAGCAGUUUAUUUAAAGCUGUUAAUACAUGGAUUAUUAGGAGAGGAAAAGUCAACAGCAGUCGAAGAAUCAAGUUCCAUACCUACAUUUGAAGGUAAUGAAAUCAAGUUUGCAGUUGAAACAGAAGAAGAUGCCGAUGCCCAAUUGAGUCCUGAGGAAUUAGAGGAAAGACGUAAGAAGCUUGAAGGAAUCCUCAACGGUGAGAAUCCUGAAGAAGCUCUUAGAGAAUUGAUUCAACUGGCUGUACAUGAAGGCUUAGCUAACUUUAAGGCUGAGGAAGACGAGAAGUUACAAGCAGACCUGCAAACGGCUUCAAAGAGAUUAAAGCAGUAA
Messenger RNA from Lizanozyma spartinae, 675 nucleotides. RefSeq lists its product as uncharacterized. NCBI's taxonomy places the organism in Eukaryota, Fungi, Ascomycota, Pichiomycetes, Serinales, Debaryomycetaceae. The transcript has a single exon. Bases 1 to 675 code for a protein of 224 amino acids. Gene Ontology annotation, cellular component: cytoplasm; nucleus. Gene Ontology annotation, molecular function: protein binding. The record is from RefSeq and is a predicted model, not a curated record.